UCUCCACAGGAUAAGUGGGCGUGGUGGCAGCCGAUGCAAUGAGCAUCAUGAAAUCACAAAAUCGCACACAGAUGUUACUUUAGUUGGUUAUGAUUGUCGUCAUUAUUGUAAUAAUAUUGUGACUCUAAGCUCCACUCCUACAACUGUAAUCUAUUUUUGAUUUAAAGCAUCAUUUAGUGCAGAGUUUGAAAUCUGAUCUCGUUGUUACUUUCCUCUACAAAACCUGCUGCAGGCAGCGUGAGUUUCCUUACGCAACAUGAUGUGAGCAUCUGAACAAGCAGCAGCACAAAUACAGGCCACGCAUGAACUGCUCAGUUUUCAGGAGGUUUGGUAAAAUGAGUGACAGUUUUCAUAUUUGUCCCUCUACAUCCUGCCUAAUGCAGCCUGUAAUUGGUGUUUUCAUGUUUUGAGGGAUUCAUAUAAACCCAACCAGUCUGCCUGCUACAAACAAUGUUCAGUUAACAUAAGAAAGAGGGACGUGGUCCUCCCCUCUGUCCCUCCUCCUCUCUCCACUCCAACCUCAGCUAUAUAAGUACUGAGUGAAUUGUUUCACUUCACUUCUUUACCUCUUCGUGCAGUCUGACUCCAGUGGAACAUUCAAGCCUAAUCAUGAGCAGGAACUUUCUGUCCAAGAAUGAUGAGCUCCGCAGGGGAGACUACCUGAUCUCUAACAACAGGGAGUUCAAGGCUAUCUUCCAGGAUGACGGUAACUUUGUCAUCUAUGGCUGGCAGCCUCUGUGGGCUUCAAACACUUCAGGAUCAGAUGCUUCCCGCCUGUGCAUGCAGGCUGACUGCAACCUGGUCAUGUACAACAAUAAGGAUGAACCCAGGUGGCACACAAACUCCUCCAAACCCAGCUGCAACAUGUGUCGUCUUCAGCUGACAGAUGACGGCAAACUGGUGUUGAGCAGAGAGCAUGAAGCAGUCUGGAGCUCGGCUGACUCCGAGGGCAUGAAGUGAUGGCUUAACAUGACAUCAGAAAGCUUUUGAAUUCAAGUACGCUGCAAGUGAAAGUCAUCUUUGAAUGUUACAAGUUAUGAGUAAACCUGCCUGUAAUGCAAUGUGGCCUCAAAUAAAAGCUAUUUUUCACACUCCAUAAA
Molecule: messenger RNA, 1100 nt
Organism: Lates calcarifer (barramundi perch)
Lineage: Eukaryota; Metazoa; Chordata; Actinopteri; Centropomidae
Exons: 3
Coding region: 610-960 (116 amino acids)
Source: RefSeq, a predicted model, not a curated record